AUGCCGCACGCGCACGAGUUCUGGAUCAUCUACCACCAGGCGUCCCGCGCCGCGAAGCCCGCUACGGCUCAGCUUAUUGAGCUGGAGCAUGCGACGGGACGGUUGCACGACCUUGAGGACGUGCUUGACCAUGUCUUCGCGCAGGGCUUCCUUGAGGCUCGUUUCCGCACCAUGACUUGGUGGGAGACGCUUGACGGGACGAAGGUCCCGGCCAGCCGCGAGGUCCACGAUAUUGUGGCGUCCGGCGCGGGCCACUGCCCCGAGCACGCUCUCAAGCUCGUCAUUGCCGACGUGCCGACCACCCUCUGGGUCCGCUACACCACCGGGUGA
Molecule: messenger RNA, 330 nt
Organism: Peniophora sp. CBMAI 1063
Lineage: Eukaryota; Fungi; Basidiomycota; Agaricomycetes; Russulales; Peniophoraceae
Source: the annotation of a GenBank genome assembly